UCCACAACAAUCCCACCUUUUAAUCUCCUUCACACUCUCCAUGCCAUUUCCACAAGCCACAACACAACACAGAGAAACCAAGAAAAAUCCUCAAACUCUAAAAUGGCCUCAACAGCUCUCUCAAGCGCCAUCGUCGGAACUUCCUUCCUCCGCCGUCAAACAUCUCCCAUCAGCCUCCGUUCCCUCCCCUUAGCCAACACCCAAACCCUCUUCGGUCUCAAGUCAGGCACCGCACGCGGCGGACGCGUCACAGCCAUGGCUACAUACAAGGUCAAGUUCAUCACACCAGAAGGAGAGCAAGAGGUUGAGUGCGACGACGACGUUUACGUCCUCGACGCUGCUGAGGAGGCCGGGAUCGACUUGCCUUACUCUUGCCGUGCCGGUUCUUGCUCGAGCUGUGCUGGUAAAGUUGUGUCUGGCUCUGUUGACCAGUCUGACCAGAGUUUCCUCGAUGAUGAGCAGAUGGAUGCAGGGUUUGUUCUCACUUGUGCGGCUUAUCCUACUUCUGAUGUUACCAUUGAGACCCACAGAGAAGAGGACAUUGUUUAAGACCAUCAUCACUUGCUUGUGAUGGUUUCAUAAUCAUUAUUCAUGUCUUUACAUUUUGGGUUGAGUUUGUUGUUACUUUAGUAUAAUCUAUUGUUGUCUGUUGUACUUGUUCUUGGUUUGGAGUUUGGACCAUCUUUCGGUAAGAUCAAUGGAUAACUGUUUAAAACUUAUGGUAAUGCAUGUUCUUAUUAAUAACUUUUGAUGUGAAUCUAA
This is a messenger RNA of Eruca vesicaria subsp. sativa (arugula), 762 nucleotides long. The record is from the annotation of a GenBank genome assembly. Lineage: Eukaryota; Viridiplantae; Streptophyta; Magnoliopsida; Brassicales; Brassicaceae.